GCAUGGUUCGUUUGGUCGGCCAACGUGGCGCCAGUACCAAUUGAGCGCCCGUGCCGUGAUGGGUGGCUUUUUUUUGUCUUCAUUUUACAUCCCCGCAUUCUGCCACACCAACAGGCAAUUGAACUGAAAGCCCUGGAGCAUUGAUCCCAUCUGGUCUGGAUGCUCAAGACGGGCCACCCCAGCACUCGCUUCAGUGUUCCAGUGCUCCAGUGCUCCGCAAACAUCGUCGACCCCCGUUUCUGCACACUGCCCCGUCAACCCGAGAAAGGGCAAAACGGCUGCUGACGGAGUGGAGCCAGACGCGCACGCGGAAAAUCUUGCAAGACGUCAUUUGCGCUGAAUCGCUCGCCCAAAACACACGCGACAGCGCUCGCAAACACCAGACACGGACACGGACAGCUGGCGGGAGUUGAGCUUCGGUCGGAGCCUCCUCGUUGACCACCAGUCAAGUCGCCCACCAAUUCGUCCAGCCUUUGCUGCCCGCGCCGUUGCCAACUCUAAACCGACCGCACUAGCUCCCCUUCUCCGUCGCUGCCCCAUGAGCCGUCGUCGAAUUUACUUUUGCCCUCUCCCUCCCCUGAAACGCAGCGUCGCCGGCCCGCCGCUGCUCUCCCAAGCUUUUGCUGCCAGGUGACGAAGCACGCCCGCCUGGGAGAUCCCUGCACUACCGGCAAACCACCCAACAGCUCGCUGGACAAGGCGACCAUGGCCGACGCCUCCUCAGAGACCUCGCCGCUGCUGCCGGCCGUGUCGGCAGGCAGCUCGCCCGUGUCGCCACGCCCCAACGCGAGGCGCACCGUGACCUUCAACCCCAACCCGGUGACGAGGACUAUCGAGCCCGACCCACCCGCCGUCCGCCGUCGCGUCUCCCACGACGUGUCGCACCACUCUCGCCCUCACUCGCUGGGCGGCUCGGCCCCCUCCACCCCGGCCAGCACCAUGAGCGUCGGCAGCCUGGCCGCUGGCCCGCCCAUGUUCGCCACAAUAAACAACAAGCUCCGCCGACGCAACUCCCAUGGCGCUAUUGGCGCCACCUACCACGGCGGAGCUGCCAACACCAAUGGCCACAACCUGCUGCCUGCCCCUGGUGGCCUCGGCCUGCACCCGGGCGCUAUCAAGGUCGGUCCGCAGCGGAGCACCAAGAAGGCCCAGAAGCUCAAGCUGUUGCCGACCCCCGAGCAGAUGCUCGGCGAGGAGCUUUCCCCCGACGAGGAGAGCGGCCGCGAAGUCUACAGCCAAUACACGCGCAUCAAAGACCCCACCGCGCGUAGGGACGCCGCCCGCCUCGGCAAGGCCGACCGCGACCGCCUGCCCCGCGUCACGGCCUACUGCACCGCGAACCGCUACCAGAUGGAGGGCCUCAUGCGCUUUCUCAAAGGCGGCCGUGGCAGGGCAAAGGGGGCGAACCCCAAGCUGAUCGAUGAGUGUAUAUACACCCCGUACCAGUACAAGGACCUCCCGCUUCCCGAACGCGGCGCCAGGACCACCGUCAGCAAGGCUUCUUCCACUGCCGUUGGUAAAGACGACGGUAGCAAUCCCGAGGGUGCGCAAGGAGCGGGGGAGAGGGGGUCGCCGCCAUUGAGACGCCACUCGACGGGCGAGGUGGAUGCUACAAUUCCCAGAUUUAGCCACGGAGACCUUAUAGACUUGGAACCGGAGCCGCUGCCAGAAGUGGAGCCUGAGACCCCCGAUCUGGGGAGACCUAGGAGCCGCGAGGGCCAGAGCCACGGCGAAGACCACGAGCACAACAACGGUUUCCACCCGGAGAGCACGAGCCAUACGCACGGCGACAUGAUCGGCGGCCCCGCCGCAACCGUCGUUGGCGACGAUCGCGCGCUGACGGAGAGGCCGGCCGAUCUGGACAUCGAGGUGCACACGCCCGAGGUCUUCCUUUUCGACUACGGCGUCGUGGUCAUAUGGGGCAUGUCGAUCGCGCAGGAGCAGCGGUUCCUUAAGGAAAUUGCCAAGUUCGAGACGGAGAAGCUGGCGCUCGAGGACGUCGAGACCGAGUACUUCAACUUCUACUACACGCGCGAGUAUCAGCCCAGGAUAUACAACGACUUUAUCACGUUGCGCGACAAGAAGAAUUACAUGACCAAGCUGGCCAUUUCGCAUGCGCUGGCCCAGAGUGUCAAGACGUCCCUGUUCGAAGAGCUUAUCGCAUCCACCAUCGACACGUGCAAGGAUAUCCCGACGCAGAUUGCGCUCACAGGCAAGAUCAACCUCAGCCGGACGCGUAUCAACAUGCAGAUCGGGGAGCUCUUCAUCCUGCGCAUCAACAUCCACCUCAAUGGCUCCGUGCUUGACACGCCCGAGAUCUUCUGGGUAGAGCCACAGCUCGAGCCGCUCUAUCAGGCCGUGCGCACGUAUCUGGAGAUGGACCAGCGUGUUGGCUUGCUGACGGAGCGCCUAGACGUCAUUGCCGACCUCCUCGCGGUUCUCAAGGAUCAGCUCAGUCACGGUCACGGCGAGAAGCUCGAGUGGAUUGUCAUCGUCCUCAUCGCCGCCGAGAUCCUGGUGGCCUUGAUUAAUAUCGUUGUAGACUUGUACGCAGGCGUUGACUGAUAACAGUCGUACAUCUUCUCGAUUUAUCCCAUGUUAUUAUAUCAUAUAUCUUGUACUUUUUGCCAGCAUUCCCUUUGUCUUGUUGCUUCUGCGCCCCCACAAUUAAGUUGCUUCUUAGGGGCGACUUCAUCCUCAUAAUGCAUUUGACGUCGCGGGCGGUUUUUUGUUUCCUUUUCUUUGCUUGGUGUGCGUCCGAUUGGCGCCCGAGGAGUUGCGGAACCAUCUAAAGCGGUUUCUCUUUUUGAUUUUUGCUCGCUCUGCAUUCGAGGUCUAGGGCCAAAAAGAAGAUAACGAGGAGAGGUCUAGGCGGCGCGACGGGUUGUCACGCCUUGACAGCCAGCACGGGUUGAGGUGUAGGAUUAGUUUAGUCGAAGACAGGUGUAUAAUCGCACAUUCCCCAAGCACACGCUCCCGCGAGGACAGGAAAGAGACAACAGUAACGACAACAUGGAAAGAAGUUAGGGUUGGAAUAGCAUAGGGAAACGACUAGGACAGGCUGCCAUUCUUGGAACCACAUUCCCGCCAUAUGUAACCGCC
This is a messenger RNA of Gaeumannomyces tritici R3-111a-1, 3102 nucleotides long. Its product is annotated as sporulation protein RMD1. The transcript has 3 exons. Lineage: Eukaryota; Fungi; Ascomycota; Sordariomycetes; Magnaporthales; Magnaporthaceae. Bases 706 to 2565 code for a protein of 619 amino acids. The record is from RefSeq and is a predicted model, not a curated record.